Messenger RNA from Penicillium taxi, 1092 nucleotides. Its product is annotated as sugar phosphate isomerase/epimerase family protein. The transcript has a single exon. Lineage: Eukaryota; Fungi; Ascomycota; Eurotiomycetes; Eurotiales; Aspergillaceae. Bases 1 to 1092 code for a protein of 363 amino acids. The record is from RefSeq and is a predicted model, not a curated record.
AUGGUCAUCAACCGCCCCGGCAUCGCAUCCAUGUCCCUGGGUCGCCCCGGCAUCCACGACCUCCCAGGCAAGCUGAUGCAAGCUGCUGCACAUGGCUUCGAGGGCAUUGAGCUAUUUUUCGACGAUCUAGACUUCUACGCUCAACGCACAUUUAACGGUGACCACCUUGCAGCCGCACACGCCACCCGGCGGUUAUGCGAGCGCCUCGGCAUGGUCAUCAUCUGCCUGCAGCCCUUCUCCAUGUACGAGGGACUGAUUGACCGAGCUGAGACUGACCGUCUCCUGCACGAUAAGCUCCCCAAGUGGUUCCCCCUAGCGCGGGCGCUAGGCACAGACUUGAUCCAGGUCCCCUCGAACUUCCUCGGGCCGGACCCCGAGACCGGAAAGGCGCGGACGACAGCUGAUCGCACCGUGAUUGUGAACGACCUGCAGCGUCUUGCUGAUUUGGGAGCUGGUGCUGGAUUUCGCUUCGUUUACGAGGCUCUCUGUUGGGGUGACCAUGUCGAUACCUGGGAGGCCUCUUGGGAGAUUGUCCGUGAUGUGGACCGCUCCAACUUCGGACUAUGCUUAGACUCAUUUAAUAUUGCUGGUCGUGUAUAUGCUGAUCCGGCCUCACCAACCGGUUGCACACCAAAUGCCGCUGCUGAUCUCGCCGCCUCGCUGGAGCGUUUGCGGACUGCUAAUAUCGACCCCGCCAAGAUCUUCUAUGUGCAGCUUGUUGAUGGUGAGCGCCUUACUUCUCCUCUUGAUGAGAAGCAUCCCUUCCAUGUGGCUGGUCAGCCCGUCCGCAUGUCCUGGUCACGAAAUGCUCGUCUGUUUCCGUUCGAGGAGGAGCGUGGUGGGUAUCUGCCUAUCUUGGAUGUCGCGCGUGUCUUCUUUGAAGACCUCAAGUUUAAGGGCUGGGUCUCUCUCGAAUUGUUUAGCCGCACAUUGGCUAACACUGACCCAUUUACUCCGGCUGAUCAUGCCCGCCGUGGUAUUGAGUCUUAUAACAAGGCUGCUGAGAUCUUCCAAUGGGAGGGUCAAGAGAAAAAAACAGUCACAAUGGUUCCAGAAUAUAUCCCUGGGCCCGCUCCUCAGCAUCAUCUGUGA